GGAGGCGCCCUCGGAGCCUGCCUUCUUCCAGGCGGAGCCGUAAACUCUUGGCCGCUUCCCUCUGCCGAGUCACGCGCGUGGGAGGCUCGUGUCCCGUGGAAAGGAGCCCUCCCUCUCUCUCGCGCGCGCUUCUGCCGCUCCUCUGGGCAGAGUCUCCGUCCUGGGAGGGUCCGCACCUUUCCGGCGGCUCGGUUUGAAGCCCAGGAACCCAAACUGGGGGAACCUGGGCUUCCUGGUCGCCUCCUGGCCGAGAGGCGUGUCCCAGGAAGGGAAGUGGAAGGGAAGGCCGGCCUCCCUCCCUCCGUGGCUGCAUCGCUGGCUGCAGGGCUUGUCUCUGAAGCGCCGGAAUGAAGUGUGUACUGAUUACCAGUGAAGGUGCAGAAGUCCUUUUCUACUGGGCAGAUCCAGAUUUUUUGGCAACCCUGCAGCAGCGUUUUGGGGCUGAUCAUCCUAAUGGUGAUAAGCCCCCUGCCGUGGAGGACAGCAUCAACACAUUGUUUGCCCCCAUGAUCAUCUCAUACGCAACAAUGCUAGAAAAGCUUGGUGAUUCGUACACUUGCUUCUCUGCUGAAAAUGGCAAACAUCUCUACGUCCUACACAUGUUUGGUGAGUGCCUGUACAUUGCGCUGAAUGGCGAUGGCUCUGAAAGCGAAGAUGACUUGCGUCGGAAGCUAUUUGUGCUCAGAAGACUCACUGAGGCUCACUUUGGACUGGUCACACUUGACAGCCAUCUCUUCCGCAGGGAGCUUCGYCCAAUAGAUUCUGAGCAACGUGCUCACAUCUGGGGACUGCUUCAGAGUCUGCUGGAAACCUAUACCCAGCUACGCCAGGAUGACCAGAGCUUUGCUGUAGAGGCUGUGGAGCGACUCAUCCAUCCGCAGCUCUGUGAACAGUGUAUUGAGUUCCUGGAGCGCCAAGUUGUGCAGUACAUCAACAGUGGCCCAGAACGAGCUGGGCAUGAACUAGUCCAUGCUUUCCUGCUUGUGCACACCAAACUACUUGCUUUUUACUCCAGCCGUAAUGCCAGCUCUCUGCGGCCUGCUGAUUUGCUCACUCUUAUCCUGGUUGUACAGGAUCUGUAUCCCAGCACUGCCUCUGAAGAACAGCCUAACCUCCAGGUUGCAGAAGGGGAGUCAAGUCUUCAGAGGCCCUUUGGCAGUGAGAGUAUCCCAGUGAACAGCCCUAGUUCCUCUGGAUAUUCAGAAGAACAGGUAGCAGAUGAUGUCUCUAUGCCCGAGGAAUUCUACACCCCUAAGGCUUCCCCUAGCGAACAGAGCACUGGAAGUGCUGUCUGGGUUGAGGGUGCAGAAUUUCAGGCUGAGGGGCAAUCAAAUUCUUCUGACAUCCAGAUGGCCGAGGAUUCGCUGCAGGCUCUGGUGCCUCCCACGCUAGAAGCUAACAAUCCACGGAGAAUUUUCCUGGAUGCCAACCUGAAGGAAGGCUACUGCCCCAUGAUGCCCCACACAAUGCACUGUCUUUCCCUCUGGCCAGGGAUCUCACUGGUGCUCCUCACUAAGGGUCCCAGUUCCCACGUGGCACUGUCCCUUUACCAGUUGCUAGAUGGACUUCUGGUGAUGGAGAAGAAACUGAAAGAGGGCCUGGAGCCCAAGCAGCCUUUGCGCUCUCAGCCCCUCAUGCUGAAACUCCGAGAUCGGAUGGACAAAUUUGUCAAGAAAUUGGGUGGGCAGGAGCCACAGUUGCAGAAUGCCUGGCUCGAUUUCAAGAACAAAGUUUUUCGUCCCAGUGAGUCUGGGAAUCCCUGGGAACUCCAGCAGGCAUUUUGUAAUGUUCGCCAACAGCUUUGUGCUGUGUACCGGCUUCUCUUUCUUGGAUCAUCAGGAGCUCAGGGCUUGUCUCGGAAUGUGCUGGACCGGGCACAGCAGUUCACACGGGACAAGCUCCAAGACUGGAGAGACUUCCUCCUUGUGAAGAGCAAGCGUAAUGUUACUAUGGUGUCAUACCUAGAGGACUUCCCAGGGCUUGUACACUUUAUUUAUGUGGACCGCACAGUGGGACAGAUGGUAGCUCCGUCCCUUGGCACUACGGAGGAUUCUGCUUCUGAACUCGGCAAGGGGCCCCUGCCGGCCUUCAUUAAGGAGAAGGUAUGGUCACUGGUGGCACUGGCUCGAAGUUACUUGCAGAAGGGCUACACUACAUUGACUAUCCGGGAUGGAGAUUACUAUUGCACCUACUUUCUUUGGUUUGAGAAUGAACAGGGCUACAAGCUAGAGAUUACAGAUGUGCCAGUGCUUUCUGAUGAUUCAGCCCCCAUUGGAACACUGGCAGGUGACUACUACAGGAAACUCAUCCGUUACUACAGCAAGAGUCAUACGAAUGAAGUGGUGAAGUGCUAUGAACUCCUGACCAUCCACUUGGGCAUCAUGCCCACAGAGUAUGUGAUCCAGCAAGCAUGUGACUUAGCCCGCCAACUCUGGGAGCCAACCCGCAUUCCCCUGCUUUAGGAGUCUUGUUUGGUGCUUUUUUUGUAAUUUGGGAAUUUUCUUCCCCUUAUUGUCUUCACUGCACUUUGGGUCUCUGCUGGAUUUACUUCCAUAUUUGAACAACGUAUUUUCACUCUGCAAAAUGGGAAGAUCUGCCUGUUUUUAACUCUUGUCAUGCUGAAUCAGAUACCCCUGCCUGAAAGCUUGACAUGAGACAUGGAAGCUAAUGGGACCAAUGGCUUUUGAGAUAGAGCUCCUGCCAUGGUGUUGACGCUCAGGGAAAUCCCUCUUCCACCUUCUCCUUGUGCAGAUACUUUUGCAGCCUUCUCUACCUAUGAAACAAAUGUUCUUAAGCCAUAACAAUGAUAUGCCAAAGCCUGCCCUUGCCAAAAAUUCCAGCCAAUUUGCCACCAAAACAUCUCAAAUCACUUCGAACAAAGCUUUGCUUUGGGCUCUUAUAAAUGGAAGUGUCUCUGAGAACAGGCUGUUGGAACUGAUGCCUGACUAAUUUGGCAACAUCAAGCUUGCACAUUUUUUAUCCUAAAGCAAAACCUGCAGUUUGUUAUCCUAAAGGAAAUGACUCUUCCCACAAUGAGGGAAAAGGAAUGUCUGUAGGGGAAGAAAACACUGUUUCACUGUUAAAACAUACAAGAUUUCACACGAGGUGUGAUCAGAUCCAAGGGAGGAAAGUAUGCAGGCAGAUUCUUUCCAAAAAUUGUUUUGAAUUUCUACUACAAGACGUCAAACAGAGUGGACUUGCACCUGGACUUCUGACCGAAAUGUCAGCUUUUUGGUAUGUGAGAUGUUUUCUACCACUCAAUACAUAAAAGAGUGCUUGUUUCAAACAACGAGUCACCAGAAAACAGCUUUAAGAUCUACCUUUUCCACACACGUAUAAGCAUUGGCAGGAAAUACCAGGCAUAUUCCAAAUACAGGAUCUUCCUGAGUGGUAAAUAUAUGUACUAAGUCAACCUCAAAAUAGUUUUGUUAAAAAGUUAUCUAUGAACAAGGCAUGCAAGUUGGUCUGUUUUGAAAUGAUAAUGAUAAUUUGUAUUUUUAAAGAAAACCAAAUGAAUAAGCUAAAUGUACUGUAAAUGGAUGGAAAUGUAAACUUUAGAAAUGAAUAUCACACUGAUCGUGAUUUCUUUUCUACAGCAUUUCAUACACCAUAUAUGAAACAAAACCAUGUUUAUUGAUCAGCCAAUUGGCCUUAUCAAAACACACAUUACAAACACAACGUACAGUACACAGCUAGACCAAGUCAGACACCGUAUACAAUUCUAACUCAGUGGCAAACAGGUUAAAAGAAAAGGUAAAGGUUUCCCCUUGACAUUAAGUCUAGUUGUGUCCAACUCUGGGGUGUGGUACUCAUCUCAAUUUCUAAGCCAAAGAGCCAGCAUUGUCCUUAGACACCUCAAAGGUUAUUUGGCCAGCAUGACUGCAUUGAGCGCCAUUACCUUCCUGUCAAAGCGGUAUCUAUUGAUCUCACAUUUUGCAUGUUUUUGAACUGCUAGGCUGGCAGGAGCUGGGGCUAACAGUGGGAGCUCACCCUGCUCCCUGGAUUCAAAUCACCAACCUUUUGGUCAGGAAGUUCAGGUCAGAGGUUUAACCCGCUGCACCACUGGUUACUAAUUUUAUAUUUAUGGAAAAAUGUACUUUCUUACACCUUGCAAGAAAGAACUGAGCAUAAGUAUUCUUUAUAUAUUAUUAAAUUUUUGCAAAAACUUUGCACUGAAUCUCA
This is a messenger RNA of Anolis sagrei ordinatus, 4182 nucleotides long. NCBI's taxonomy places the organism in Eukaryota, Metazoa, Chordata, Lepidosauria, Squamata, Anolidae. The record is from RefSeq and is a predicted model, not a curated record.